CUUAUUUAGCAGUCUGGUAAAGGGCUGUUUCACUGGCUUUUUGGCAACUACUUAGAUUUGUUCUGUAGAUCAAAAUCUACAUCACUUAGAUCUAAGAGGUUCUAUGGGCCAAAAAAAGCCAUAAAAAGGUUUUACUCUUAAAAAAUGUGGAACCCAAAAAUCAAACUAAUCAAGGCAAUGGAUUAAAAACUCAAGCUUGACAUGGGGAAAUUACAGGUAAAACAGUUAAACAUAAAUGAAUAUGAAAAAUGAAAAGCUUUUAUCUUUAUAGUAAUAUGAAUAAGGAAUAACUUCUGCAAACUCAAAAAAUGUUCCAUGCUCAGUUUUCUUUUUCCCAUACCUAGAUCAUGACAUCAAAUGGCCAGCUUUUUAAUAUUGCACAGGAGUAAAAAAAUAAUGCAUUUCAAAAACAUGUUAUUAGAAUUAGUUUCUAUGGAUUUGGGUAUGUCUGGGUGGACAGUAGGGGUCUGGAGGCUGGUUAGACUUAUUAGCCAUAUAAAGGGAAGCUGUAGCCUUCUAUAAUGACAGAAGAAGAGAAUGUUACUAUAGCAUUUAACUUCCCUUUGUCAAUAAUUAAAUAAUUUUUAAUUAAAGUGAGUUGGAAAGUUGUACAAGAGAAAGAGGAUAUGUUUAGUGACAGAAGCAAGUGGGUCCAUGCAUAUUUUGGUUGUUGGAUGUUCUUUUUAGAAAACCAGCAAUGAAAAACAAAACAGGCAGAAAUUUGAUUUUAAAAUACAAAAAAUUCUAAUGGACAAUACAGGCUGACUUAUUGUCAUGUGGUUGGAAAUUGGCAGAAAUUUGGUUUAAUUUUUAUUUUAAAUAAGAAAAAUUACCAACAAAGAGAAAGGAAACUAAUUGGUCUGGGUUUUGUUCAUACUCCUAGACAGGCAGCUACUUCUGUGACCAUACAGUGAGCGUAUGUCUUAGAAUAUGAUUAAAUCUGGUGAUUGUUUUGGGUUUUUUGAAAAGAAAAUCCAACAAAUUUGUAAUUUACUCCUUCAUUUUCUGACUUUAUAAAAGAAAACUGUAUGUUUUUCAACUUCAUAUAUGGUAUUUUAAAACGAAGAUCAAAUAAGCACCGGUUUACUUGUUUCCCAUUGUUGCUUUCUGGUGAGAACACUAAUUAAAAAUGUCCCCAACAGUAAAGACAGCGGUUUGAAGUAACUUUAUUGUGAAAGUUCUCAGCGGAUGCUGCACCACAUGGACGUCAGCUUGGCUCCACUCAGCUGGAGAAAGAGAGAGAGAGAGGGCAGAGCGUUUGAUCGGCGCUCUGACUCUGUGUUGUGCAGACGGAAUACUGAGGCGGCUCCUCUGUUGGAAGAAAACAACUUGAUUCGGCUCCAAAGAGGAUUUUAUAUUCGGGACUCAGGUUUGCCGUUAAGGAUCGCGGAUCUUUGUUCCAUGUAUGUCCCCUGCUGCGGGAUCUGAAGCUGAGGACAGAGGCAGGAGCACCGCUGAAAGAAGCUGCAUUGAGUCGGCAACAAAGAGCGCCCAGGGAAGCUGCUGCUGCCUGCUGGGGGAACAUCAAGUUAUUCCCAACAAACAGAAAGUCGUGGAUUAGAUCCCUCCUCACCAUGCUGCUCCAUAGACUGCUCCGCACGGCUUGCUUUCUGCUGCCGCUCCUCAUCCCGGGAAUCUUUAGGGUAAAUGCGCAGUACGGCGGCGGAGACCGAGGAAUGUCUAUCCCGGAGCACGGAUUCUGCCAGCCCAUCUCCAUCCCGCUGUGCACGGACAUCGCCUACAAUGAGACCAUCAUGCCGAACCUUUUGGGCCACACGAACCAGGAGGACGCGGGGCUGGAGGUCCACCAGUUUUACCCACUGGUGAAGGUGCAGUGUUCCCCGGAUUUAAAGUUCUUCCUCUGCUCCAUGUAUGCGCCCGUGUGCACGGUUCUGGAGCAGGCGCUGCCCCCCUGCCGCUCUCUGUGCGAGAGAGCGCGGCAGGGCUGCGAAGCGCUCAUGAACAAGUUCGGCUUCCAGUGGCCCGACAGCCUGGCGUGCGAGAAGUUCCCGGUGCACGGUGCGGGAGAGCUGUGCGUGGGCCAGAACAUGUCAGACCGCGCAGAACCGGAGGGGCCCGGACAUUUCUCCACAGAGCGCUCCCCGCCCGAGCCCACGUACGGUCAGUUCAGGUGCCCGGGCUCCCUCACCGUGCCCCCCUACCUGAACUACCGUUUCCUGGGGCAGGAGAACUGCGGUGCUCCGUGUGAACUGAAAAAGUCUCACGGAAUGAUGUAUUUCAGUGAGGAGGAGCUGAAAUUUGCUAGAAUAUGGAUUGGAAUUUGGUCGAUUCUGUGUUGUGCUUCCACUUUGUUCACGGUGCUGACCUAUCUGGUGGAUAUGAAGCGCUUCAGCUACCCAGAGCGGCCGAUAGUCUUCCUGUCUGGUUGCUACACUAUGGUGUCCAUCGCCUACAUUGCUGGAUUUUUACUGGAAGACAAGGUGGUUUGCAAUGAUCGCUUUGAGAAUGAAAUAAGGACUGUAGUGCAGGGCACCAAGAAGGAGGGCUGCACCAUCCUCUUCAUGAUGCUCUACUUUUUCAGCAUGGCCAGCUCUAUCUGGUGGGUCAUCCUUGCCCUCACCUGGUUCCUGGCUGCAGGGAUGAAGUGGGGCCACGAAGCUAUUGAGGCUAACUCCCAGUACUUCCACCUGGCAGCUUGGGCUGUUCCUGCCAUAAAGACGAUUACGAUCCUGGCUGUGGGUCAGGUGGAUGGGGACGUGCUGAGUGGGGUGUGCUUUGUGGGCAUCAACAGCGUGGACGCCUUGCGGGGCUUCGUCCUAGCACCUCUCUUUGUCUACCUGUUCAUUGGUACUUCCUUCCUCCUGGCGGGAUUCGUGUCCCUCUUCCGCAUCCGGACGAUCAUGAAGCACGACGGCACCAAGACUGAGAAGCUGGAGAAGCUAAUGGUGCGGAUUGGGAUCUUCAGCGUGCUCUACACUGUGCCAGCCACCAUCGUCAUCGCUUGCUACUUCUACGAGCAGGCCUUCCGUGAGCAGUGGGAAAGGACGUGGGUCAGCCAGUCGUGUAAGACGUAUGCUGUGCCAUGUCCCAUCCAGAACCACCCCAACAUGAGCCCAGACUUCACAGUCUUCAUGAUCAAAUAUCUCAUGACACUCAUAGUGGGCAUCACGUCUGGCUUCUGGAUCUGGUCUGGUAAGACCCUGAACUCAUGGAGGAGGUUUUAUACGAGACUGGCCAACAGUAAGCAGGGUGAGACCACAGUGUGACCUGCUUUUUACAAACUCACUGAUUCCGACUCAAUAUUUUCCCUUUUCAAAUAUUUUUGAACGCACCAGAGACCUUCACUCUGUUUUAUUGUACAUACACAUUUGUGAGAUUUUUUAAAAUAUAUAUUUGUAUUUAAAGGCUGAAAACAAAUUGUGCUAAAAAAAAAUCUUUUUUUGCAUAUUUGAAUAUGUUGGAAAUGUAUUUAAACAUCACAAGGAGCCAGCUGACCAUUACCAAUCCUGAUGUCUCAUGACCUAACUUACUGUGGACACUCCUGGGAGUACUUCACACGGAGUGUUUGUGUCUUUAGAGCAGUGAACUACUUGUGAGCACUGGGUCUAUUCUAAGCAGAAUCUUGUGAAACCCAAGUGCUUCCUCGUGGCUGCCUCUUAUCCGAAGUAACCAGCUGCACUUUGUGUGUGUGAAGAGGAGAUCUUCGGUUUCUGAAGGCUUCAUGUUGGCCGACCAGGAUCAGAAACACUGUGUAGUUUAUGAAUGUGAAUCACUGAGACAGAUGGUUUUAGGCUGUGUAUUUUCUGGGCCCUCACAGAUGAAACAUUCCUCUUUGAAAAGGAAAAAAAAGCACGUUAUCAUGCAAAAAGAAAAUAACGUAACAGUGUUUUUGCUGCAACGCUCCAGCUCUGAACCAGUACGGCAUGGUUUGAUUGGAUUUGUUCUUCUCCUCUUUUCGGUAAUUUGUUUUUGUAUUUGAUUUUCUUGUGCUUCAUUUCUUUAGUUGUCUUGUUCAAUCACACAGGGAUUUCAAAUAAGUGCCAAAUGCCUCCCUAGUACAUUCAACAAUAGUAGGAUAAACCUGAUCAGAAUCACCGUAGAAAUUAAAACAAGGGGAAAUUUGAUUGGGAAUAAAAAAUGCAAAAUAGGAAGAUUUUAAUAGUUUUUUUCCCUAAAUAAAACUAUAAGGUGUUCUAUCGAUGCCUUGUGAUUUAUUACGACUGCCCUUUAGGUGAGAUUUCAAAACAGAAAAAAACAUUUAUUAAAGAACAAAAAUCAAGUACACCACUAAAUUUAAUAAGGUGGUAGUCAUUUCAUCCUUGCACCUUUUACAACCACUGCUACUGCGGUUGGUCUCUACCCACCGUGUUUUGGUUUUAUUGUGGAACGUUUUAUAACGACUGUACAUCAGACCGGCACUUUGUACCCGUUUUCAUAUAAAUUAUGUUAAUUAAUGAAAAAUCGUGAUACGACCUAUUUUUUGAGUGAGCUGGGCCAAACGGGUCAGAACCAAAAUAAAUAGGAAUAAAGAAAUGAUUGAAGAUAAUGAUAUACAAUAAAAUAAAGUAUAUGUGUGAUUUUAGCAUUUUUUUCACCAUAUAUCCCCAAAGUUCAUUAACUGGUAAAAAGUGGCGUGUUUACAGGUAUGGAGUCAAAUUGGGAAGGAAAUAAAUUGUAAAGUUUAUGUACAAAACGAGGGUUUAAAUUGGUGAAGGUGGGACUUGACCCAAAACCAUUUAAUUAAUAUUUUAAUAAAUUUAAAACAACCCUUCCUGAUCAUCCACUGUUUUAGAUAAUGUUUUCUACAGGGGUGUAAAGAUGCAGAAAUUCUGGUGUGUUUCUGUACAGCUCAGAGUCAGAACAAUAUUAAUUCAUUAAUAUGUUUCAGUGAAAUAAGAUGCAUUUUAAAGUCUUUCAAUCAAAAAGCAGCAGAAGCUCAACGUUUCUCUGAAAUGCUCAUUCAAAUAGAGCUGCUAGUUUUACUCCUACAAGGCUGAGAUUGAUGAUUCUACUAUUUGUUUCACAAAGAUUAGCAGGACAUCUAAAGAAAAAUCAUUUGGAGUGCUCUCAUAAUAAUUUUGUAUUUUUGAAGCAAAAAUGAGAACCAGCCAUUUAUCAGAAUUUCAUAGCUUUUGUAGUCUGUUUGGUCCUUUAUUUGACAUAAAAAAGCUAAAAAUGAUAGACAAUAAUCUGUGGCUUAAUUAUGAUCUGAGCCAAAAACAUUAGAUGUGCUAGUUGUGAUUUUAAUUCCUAAGGAGCUAAAUUGAAGAAUUACAUAUGGAGCUUGCCUUGCAGGAUGUAAUCAGCAUUAAAAACCUUUUUUUUAUUUUGAGGGAAACUAGAUUUUGAAAAGAUCUGUGUCGAAGUCGUUCAGGUGCGGCUGUGGAAACAAUGUUUUAAUCUGAUGAGGCAUUAGAGGGACCUAAACUCCUAGAUUAUUCAUUUCAUACAGUUUUGGAUAACGACCUUUGUCACAGUAUGGAAUUCAGACAUGUUUAUUAAAGGAUAAUGGUUCUCCAAGGCUAAACAGGGUGCUGUAAAUGAAUCUAUAGUCUUUUCCUCACUUGGAAAUUGAAUGUUUGAGUUUGGAUGAUGUGCGGAUUGUGUGGACACAGCUGGACUGUUAGAACUGAACAGCAGCCAGGAGCUUGCACAUCUUCCCCUGCAGAAAGGAAGCCGUGUGUUGAGAUGCAGAGCGGCUGCUGUCGGCGCAGCUCGGCUCAAACAUUUCAUGACUGCUUCUCCUCGUCGGAUUCUCUUCCAUAUGGUGCUUCCGAUUCCUAACUGUUCUUUUAUUGUGUUGACGUGUCUCCAGUUGUCACAUCUUUGAAGUCAUUUCUUUACCUUUGCUAUAAAGAGAGCAUUUUAUAUUUAUAGAAUAAAUCUUAUAUAAACACAAACUACAUUGAUUCUCUUAUGCGAAUAAAAACAGACUCACCAAUGCAA
Messenger RNA from Girardinichthys multiradiatus, 5907 nucleotides. RefSeq names its product frizzled class receptor 1 (gene fzd1). Bases 1575 to 3227 code for a protein of 550 amino acids. Gene Ontology annotation, molecular function: Wnt-protein binding; Wnt receptor activity. NCBI's taxonomy places the organism in Eukaryota, Metazoa, Chordata, Actinopteri, Cyprinodontiformes, Goodeidae. Gene Ontology annotation, cellular component: plasma membrane. The transcript has a single exon. The record is from RefSeq and is a predicted model, not a curated record. Gene Ontology annotation, biological process: canonical Wnt signaling pathway; non-canonical Wnt signaling pathway.